AUGCUGUCCAGCAGGGGGCGUGCGGCGCCCCCCGUCGGUCGGUCGGUCCGCCCCCGUCGGUGCCCGUCCCGGCGCCCGCCCUCCCGCCCGCCCCCGUCGGUGCCCGUCCCGGUGCCCGUCCCGGUGCCCGUCCCGCGCGUUCCGGGGGCGAUGGGCGGCGUGUGGUCGGCGCUGGUGCUGGGCGGGCUGGCGGGGGCGCUGCUGGCCUGGCUGGGCCGCGGGGCCGGGGGCGGGGGCCCCCCCCCGGAGGAGGGCCCCCCCCCGGAGGAGGAGCCCACCGGCCCGGGACCCACAGAGCGACGUCAGGAACGCGAGCUCCUGGCCCACGCGCCCACGUGCGGGCCCCUGGACCCCAAGCCCUCCGGGGCCGCCCCCCGAGGGCCCCGGGAUGAUCCGAACCCCAAGCCGGGGGCCCCUUCCGCCCAGCUACCGGAUGCCCGGCCCGGGGCUUCUCCCGCGCUAGCCGACUCGCUCCCGAGAGACGCCGCCGGCCUUCCUACGGGGGACGCUCCGGACCCGGCCCACCCCGGACAUCGGGGCCGGGAGGGGACCGGGCGGCCCCGGGAGCCGACCCCCGGCGGGGACCCGGCGGCAGGCGGAGGAGGCCCCGGCGGAGCCACGGGAGGACCAGAGCCCGAGGCCAGGGCCAAGUUGGUGGUGGCGGUGCCCCCGAUGCCCCAGCCCGUCACCGUGCGCUUCCGCGUGCACUACAUCACCCGCUCGGCCGCCCAGAAGCUGGCGGUCACCGGCGACCACCGAGCCCUGGGCGCCUGGGAGGCCCACGUCCCCCUCCGAGGGGACAAGGGCGGGUUCUGGUCCGGCGCGCUGGCCCUCCCCGGGGAGACCCGGCUGGAGUGGAAGUUUGUGGUGGUGGAGGACGGGAGGGUGGUCCGCUGGGAAGAGGGCCCCAACAGGCGCCUGGACACCGGGCACCAAGACGCGGAGGUGUGGCGGUGGUGGGGGUGUCCCUGACGGCCCCCCCGGGGGCGGCCGAGCCGUCGCCACGCCGGGCCUGGGCGUCCUCCGCCUCGCCCCGGGGGGUCGUCUGGGCUCUCCCCGGCGGGCCUCGUCCGGACAGGGCCCGAUUUCCGGGCGGCGUAACCGGGGCUUCGACGGGAGAAAUGGCGCCUUGAGUCGUCGGAUGGCGCGGGAACGACCGCGGGCCUUCCCGGAGAGGGGACCUCGCCUUCGAUCCGAGCCCGACCCUCGUCUGCCGACGGACGGGAGGAAGCCCACGUGCUGAGCUUUGACGCGCUCCCGGGAUGGCGUUCCCAGACCCGCAUCCCGGCGGCCCCGGCAGGAGGGGAGGAGAGAGGCUUUUCGGCUUUAAUUUCUGGUAGCCGACUCUGCAAUAAAGCUUGCUAUUUUCCUA
Messenger RNA from Tachyglossus aculeatus (Australian echidna), 1372 nucleotides. It is a transcript of the gene STBD1, whose product is annotated as starch binding domain 1. Lineage: Eukaryota; Metazoa; Chordata; Mammalia; Monotremata; Tachyglossidae. The record is from RefSeq and is a predicted model, not a curated record. The transcript has 3 exons. Gene Ontology annotation, cellular component: membrane. Gene Ontology annotation, molecular function: starch binding. Bases 1 to 972 code for a protein of 323 amino acids.